This is a messenger RNA of Penaeus indicus, 5945 nucleotides long. RefSeq lists its product as uncharacterized. NCBI's taxonomy places the organism in Eukaryota, Metazoa, Arthropoda, Malacostraca, Decapoda, Penaeidae. The coding region runs from base 1 to 1785 and encodes 594 amino acids. The record is from RefSeq and is a predicted model, not a curated record. The transcript is spliced from 4 exons.
AUGGGGAUCGUGUCGCCUUGGGUAGCCGUGGCCAAAAGUCCUAGCAAAGACAGAUUGCGUCCAUGUGCAGAUGGCACAAUCGAAGCUUCAGUGAAUCGCAUGCCUAUAUGCUUCCGAAUUCCCGUCUUUGUAUCUCAAACCAUAGUGAACCUAAGCGUUCUUUACGGCCACUAUGUGUUGGUCGCUCCUCUUACACCGCACACCGCCUUCCUUGGCAGAGAUACUAACACCCAGAACGGUGUGACGGAAGAUUUCCGAACAAUCUUGCUUCAUCUAAACCAUGACCAUGCAGACAAACAACGGGCUACAGUUCUCUCUCUAUAUGGCAAAAAUGCAAGGUAUAGACAUUCCUCUGGCGUGUUCCGCGGGCGUGGGCGCUGGGUAAUGUGUCGUCUUGGGUGUUUCAGUAUGGGUCAUCAGGUCCCAGCGGUAACAAUGAGUGAAGAUGGUGCCACUGCUGUGGGAGCCACCGCAUUGGGCGCCACGGCUGGUGGAGCCAUGGCCGAGGGCGCCGCCGAGGGUGCCACCGCCGACGUGGGCGUCGCUGUGGUGUGCGAGGACAAGGCCACCAGCACUGACGACGAGCUCCUCUUGUCCCCAACGCCCGGGGACUGUCCGGAGAUCAGUCUGGGCCCCGAGGGAUGCUACCGAUACAUGGCUCAGGCGGCUCAGAUCUGGGGCGCCGACCUGGUGGGGUUGGACCGGCCUCCCGACCGCCCCCACAGCGCCCGCGGCGGCCGCUACCUCCGCCACCAGGAGUCGCUCAGCAGCAACAGUGACGUCUCUCGUCCCAAGCGCCAGGUCAAGCUGAGGCGGCAGAGGACGUCCGAGUCCUACGACGCCGACCGGUACCGGAGGCCGAAGGCGCGGGAGCUGCGGCGUCAGUGGACCACGGACUCGUCGGACUCCGGCUACUCCAAGCGCUACUCCCGCGAACUGCUUCGCCGCCAAGACACGGAAGAGUCGGCGGGGUCCACGCGACGCCUCAUCCGGGACCUCCAGCGGCAAGCCACGACGGAGUCGUCGCCGUCUCUUCGCCUGACCCGCCAGUCGUCCGUGCGCAGCGGGUCCGACAACCAGAGCCUGUACCUCCUGAGGCAGUCCACCGUCGAGACCUACGACGACGUCUCCACCACCACAGACUUCUCUCGGCCGCAGUCAUGCAACAGCGGCCGCAACACCAGCACCGGGGGCGCCAUGGCGGACUACUCCCCCCACGCCUUCAUGCCCGACGCCGCCCACCAGCACGCCGGGGCCGCCGGCCAAUCCACCGUCCUGCCUGCGAGCGGUUUCCAGGCCCAGGAAAUGGUGUGCGGCUACGACUACAGCAUCGCCAUCCCCGCGAACAUUGGCGCGCCUCUGCUGUCCACGACCUCCUGCUCGCUCAUCAACCUGAGCGCGGUGGACCUGGAGACGUCGGACAUCCAGGAGAUGCACCGCAGCCUCCGUGCGCUCCGCCCGGACGCCAAGGACAGGACCAAGCGGAAGAAGGAGCGCAAGACGGAGGAAGACGACGCGCUGCGGAAAGCCCGGGAGCGGGUGAGCCGUCGGAAGGCGGACGACGAGCUGCCGCGGAAGGUCCGCUGGUCUAUCAUGGCCACCGGGCUCAUCCUGCUGCUCAUGUCCGUCAUCCUGGUCGGGGCAACACUCAAGAUGGCGCCGCUCAUCGAUGAGAUGGUUCGGAAGGAGAACCAGGACAUCCUGAUCCGGCUGCAGGGGCCCUCGCACGGCCUCAACACAACCGUCCCGCCCACCGACACUAGCUUCGACCCCACCCAGUCCUGAGGUCUCCACGACGCCUAGACUUCACCCUUCCUGUUCUCCCGCUACCGGUUAGCGUGGACUCCUGCGGCAGCCCGAAAGCGCGAUGUCUUGAAAGCAAUAUCAGCCUCGAAUCUAGGACCUGGGUCGCCGCGUGGCCGACCGCCUCCGUCGCUUCGCACUUCGGAUUCCUGUUCGCCAUCACGGUGCCACGGUUGCACAGUAGCCAUAGACCAAGGUCUAUGGCCUGUAGGUCGCCACUCUUUCUCGUCACUGGGUCUAAGUUUCUAUCAAGCAUUAUCUCCAUGUCUUCUUUUCUCUGUUCAAGCUCCUGAGUACCCUUCCCAUUCCUAUUCCAUAGCAUUUCCGUCGCUCAGACUUCUUCCCUUCCUCGAGCACGACCCUUGUUAACCUUCACCUCUGUUGCUUCUUCCCUCCUUCUGUCUUCCUUUCGCUCUUGUCACUUUUAGGAGAUAUACAAUUCCUAGUGUGAAUUUUUUGGCAUAGGCACGGAGAUCCUUGUUAGUGACUGACUUUGGCAAUAAUUCAUGUAUCCAUAUGAGGUACGAGAGACAGAGAGCAAGAAAAGAACCCCGGCAUUGGAAGUGUUGUGUCUUAUUUUUUCUUCUGAGAUAUACAUGCAAGGAGUCAUGCCACGUUUGAUCAAGUGAUGUGCAAGGUCAGCUGAGAUAACUCCUGCAAGUUUUACGAUUCUAACAGAUAUCAGACUUCAGUUUGUUAAGUAGACAUCCGUAACUAAAAGUGAUCUAUAUAAAAACGGUGUCGUGCCAAUUUGAACUACCUGCGAUUUUUGUUAAGUGAACACAAUCUCGUUGUAUUUGGCGAAGAAAAAAUUCUUUAAACGUAUUAAUGAUUUGUAAAAUGAAGCUCAUUAACAGCCACUUUCAUGUUGUAUGUACAUUUCACAGAAUAAGUAUGAUUUUAGGACGAGGCCGUGAGAAGCUCCACCGAGAGGUAUUCUUGUGUGUAUGUGAUGCAUCUGAUAUAUCUAAUUUGUGACGAGGAUGUAGAUGUUAUUAAUCUAUGAAUUUAGUAACAAAAACAGUGUAGUUUAUUAGACUGUGAUAGGAUUGUCGUAUUGCUUUUUUAUAGUGAAACAAAUAUUACUAUCUAUAAAUCAUAGAAACAGUUUACCAUAUGAAAUAAACUGAUACUAUAAAUGGUGAGGUCAUCUGUACUACGAUGUCUCACUUUUUUGCCUUGCAAUGUGGCGUCUGUUGAAUUAUGAUGUCUUUUCAAUGAUACAUUGCUGGAUUUUUCGGUGAAAGAAAUUGAAUUUCAAAUGUUUGGAUGUGCAAACUGCUGGAACAAUUGCUGCAUAUCGUGACUACAGUGAACAAUGAAAUAUGUGGAAUAAAUCCGUUGAAAUUUGUGACGAGUACUAUUAAGAGUAAACUAAACACAUGAUAUUUUCAAAAUACAGCAGAAACACGGAAAAUAAAUUGUUUGUAACUCAACUGAAAAUUGUGAAUGGAUGAUUUACACGAGUUGUUUGUAAACUGUAUUUUCAGUGGUUGUCAUUGGGAAAUAAGCUCUGCUUUGAUGAGAGGUCAAAACUCUGUGAAAUUUCUCGGUCCAUGUGAAACUGACUGACCUUUGACCGGGCGGACUGACCAGGUCAUCAUUUCGUAUCGCGACCUAGGUGUUUCUCUUCGAAACCCAGACAGAAGUUGCUCUUUUCUUUCUUCGUCAUCAUCAUCUUCCUCUUCUUCUUAUGCUCGUCUUCCUCUCCUUCCCUACUACUAUUACUAUUACUGUGCUAUAACUUCUUAAUUUCUACUUAUUCUUCUACCUCUUCUCCUUCUUCCUUUUCUUCUUUUAACCAAAGAUAUUUUGGUGUGUGAGAUACUUAGUAUAGGAUAAGUUGCACAUCAUCAACUAACAGUAGUAUUAGGAUAGCUGGACAGCCUCCAGAGAUCCCUCUUAAAACGUGACCUCGUUCUGUAAAAAAAAGAAAAAGAUAUAUAUAUGUUACUGUUUUAUCUAACUUUUAUUUUUGAUCCAGUUAUGGUUUUAAUAUUUUUCUAUAAAGGAUUUUGCUGAUGCAGAAAAUGCAAACUGAACAUUCACUUGCAAGAUAUUUUACAUACAAUUAAUGUUUGUUAUAUAUAUUGUUUGUUAUAUAUUUUAAUCUAUUUCAUGGUUGUGCGCUUCAUUCGAUAGUUUAUAUGUAACUGAAUCAGAGAAACAUUUGUGACCGGAACUCUCCUUGAGAAUUUUAUGAACUUCAAGUCUUAGAACUCAGCAUUAGCUCUAACACUGCUUAGCCUUCACUUUUCAAGCUGAGUUCUCUUUGCCUAAUAUUAGCUAUAUUUCGACAUACAUCAUGACGUAGUAUGUGACGUAGUUUGAUGACCGUAGACCGACGUGUGUACGAGAGCCGCACACCAUGGAACACCAUGUAUUGUUACGUGACAAUUACAGGCCGAUCUUGUUUAUACUACAGUUAGUGUGCUUUGGGCGGCCCUUCACCCAAGUACACUUCACUGAUAUGCCUCAAAUAAAUUUUUGAAUUCCAUACGUGUAGCCCUGGGGAUAAUGUAACCUGAUGAUAGGAUUAUAUUAUGAUUUAGAUUAUUGAUAUACUGCGGCUUUGGAGGUCAUGAAUUUCUCACUAACAUGUACACUGUGUGUCUUUAGAGUGAAGACUCAGUCUUUUCAUUAGAUUUAUGGUAACAACUAAAGCUCAGUUAACUGUUUAGAAAUGCACAUUCUUUUUCUAUAGUUGUCUAGUUCUGAAUACCGAUCUCUUAUUGCCUAUCUAGAUUAAUACAAUACCAAUUCCAUCAGAUGCAAUAGUUUGCUAUAUCACGAAGCUAGUGGUGAACUUUCCAACUGGGUUUUAGUGAAAUGAAAUAGGCGAUGAUCUAACUUAUACCAUGACCAUGCAGUAUUACCUACAGUAUUCCACUAUAUUAAAAGCUACAACUGAAAAAACCUCCGGCUGAAUUAAUGUAAUUUGUGAUCUUGACUUUGGUUCAUCUGACUCUUGACGUGACUUACAAACUCACUUAUAAACAGAUUCCAGAUGACCGAGAUUUCCACCAAAACCUGACUCAAAGACCGACCCUACUAGCAUCGACGUUACUACGACAAGAAGUAAGAAUACACACUGUGCUAUUUGCGGACAAAAGACAGAUUCUAGUUACCUGCGUUAGUAUCUGAGUGGUUGGCUGAUCGAAGCAGGUUAAGAGCAGUUAUGUUAUUUGUAAAUGAAGGAAGGAAGACGAAUCAAGACAAUCCCCGAUACGGUCUCCGCUUGCCCAAUAACAUCCUGGCAACACGGACUUCAAAAAAAAAGAAGUGAAAAAGAGGUACUUUACCAGAGAUAUAUGUUUGUAUGUAUAUACAGCUCUGCCAUGAUGAAUAUAAUCCGCAGACACAAGACGAUUAGAAGAAUCAAAAGAGAAUCAACUCUGAGGCGUACGUUACUGUUUGUUUCUUUGUUUGAUCCUUGAAUGUAUCCCCGUCCCCGUGUACUGUUGACUUGGUUUCAUUAAUGUUCAUGCUGUUCGUAUGAACUAUCUGGGUCAGGUAAUGAAGAUAUAGAUGAAAUAAAAAUAAUCAAGAAACUCUAUGUGCUACUGGAGCCAUAUUGAAAAAAAAACUUUAGUCGAGAUCGAGCUUUCUGAUUGGUUUAGACUCAGAUUGGACAGCCAAUCAGCAAGCUUAAUCUUCAGCAUUUCAGACUACUAAUAUUCUUUAUUCUCAGUAUUUGUCUGAAAUAUCUUACUAUUCUUGCCCUGUUAUACUGUUAACAGUUUAUAUAACAUUACAUUUAUUUUUGUAGGAAACAUCGUUCUCGUGUUCCGUAGUUCGUUUCUCUUAAGCACUGAUCAGAUGGAGAAUUCGUCAUCUGGCCCUAAUCACACAGGGUAACCAAUAAGCUAUUUGAUAAACUAAGAUUCGUCAGUAUAAUGAAGAAUUCUCGUCGAUCAUUAUUUAAGCCACCAGACAAUUAUUCUGAUGAUAUACACAAAUGUGAAUAUAUGAUAUAGAUAUAUACAUAUGACACACACACACACGCACACACACACGUACACACACACUCACACACACACUCACACACACACACACACGCACACACACACGUACACACACACGUACACACACACGUACACACACACGUACACACACACGUACAGACACAUACACAGACAUAC